AUGGGUUCCGAAUUAGGACUCACUGCCGACACGCAGGCGGCGCUCGACCUUUCACCAGCCAGUAUCUGGUGGGUCGUCUGGGGAUGUGUCUGGACGGCCCUCGUCGUCGCUGGCAUGGCCUAUCUCGUCAAGAAUCGUGAUAUGCCGACGCUGAGAAUUCGAGGCCUCGCUCUUUCACUGUCUUCCAUCGUUCUUUUGCAUCUAUUCGGUUGGGUAUGUCAGUUUGGUCUUCUGAUUGGCGCCCUGAUGCCGGGUGAUACUCAGUACUGGGUCAUGGGCACAUACCUUCCAUGCGGCAUCGCUCUCUUCCACGCCUCCAAUGCCCGAUUCCUCCACGUUGCCAAGCUUCAGCGCAAGUACGCCGUUCAAGGACGCCGUUCGCUCGAUGCGGUGCUGGAUGUGAAGCCCAAGGCGGGUCUCAUCAAUCGUUUCCGCAGCCUCAAUUACACAACAAAGAUUGUCAUCGCCGUCGGUAUUGCGAUGAUCGUUCAGAUCUUUCUCACAGUCCUCAUGUAUCUCAUCUCUCGCAAAUGGCAUAGUUCGUGGGGAAUUCCCGGUACAGAAGUCCAUGGAAGUCCCAUGGCCCAAAAGGCAGCCCAGGGUUCAGGCUGGGAAUGGUGGCCUGGUGUUUUCUGGCAAUUUGUGUGGUCGUGGGUGGUGGCCCCGAUCGUCCUCUGGAAAUCACGAAACAUUCGCGAUACGCAAGGCUGGCGCCUUCAAACUAUUGGCUGCGCCCUGGGAAGUCUGCAUGCAACACCUAUGUGGCUCAUUGCUCUUUACGUGCCAGGCAUGGCGCCUGUGAACCGAUACUUUAUCCCCCCACAAUGGAUCUGCUUGUCGAUCUGGAUCAUCGAGAUUUUCACAGUCUUCCUUCCCUGCUGGGAGGUCAUGCGUCACCAAUCGCUUCGGCAGGAAACUCUGGAUUCUAUCGCGCGGUGGGAAGCCAGAGUGAAGGUGAACUCCUCGGAGGAUAAAUCAUUCAAGUCGGAUACCACCGUUGUCGAGUCUAUGGUAUCAGGUCGAAAGUCCAUGAAUGCGUCGAUUCAGACGAAUGGCUCCCGCGACAGCAUUUUGACCAUGGGUGCCCUUGAACACGUCCUGGAGCGUAAUCCUCUCCCAUUGCUGGAGUUCUCCGCGCUGCGCGAAUUCUCCGGAGAAAACAUUGCCUUUCUCAUGGGGGUUGCGACAUGGAAGAACUCACUACCGCACGUGUUGAAGAACCAGACUACUUCUCGUGACGGCCAAUCCCAAGAUCUUCUCCGUCGAGCCUUCAACGAUGCCCUGGGCAUCUACGUCGAUUUCAUCAGCGUGCGUCACGCCGAGUUCCCGGUCAACAUCUCUUCGAAUGAUCUCAAAUUCCUCGAAGAUACCUUCGAGCGUGCUGCAUGCCUUCUUUACGGUGACGAACGCGAGGCUGACCCAGUCACCCCUUACGAUAAUUUCGCCAUGGAACCUAUUUCCCCCACUGUCUCAGAGGGUUCGGAAGCACAUAUCGCGAACGGGACUCGUCAUCGCAUCUAUUAUUGGGGUGACAUACCGGACCACUUCGAUGCGACUAUCUUUCGGGAUGCUGAGGCAAGCAUUAAAUAUCUCGUCCUCACCAACACAUGGCCCAAAUUCAUCAAGAGUCAACGGUAUGCCUCAGUUGACUCUCUGGGGACUCUCACGGACAUGUAUAAGACUGUUUGA
Messenger RNA from Penicillium oxalicum, 1689 nucleotides. RefSeq lists its product as uncharacterized. Bases 1 to 1689 code for a protein of 562 amino acids. The record is from RefSeq and is a predicted model, not a curated record. Lineage: Eukaryota; Fungi; Ascomycota; Eurotiomycetes; Eurotiales; Aspergillaceae. The transcript is spliced from 4 exons.